AUGGUGGCUGGGCUAGAACUUGUGCCAAAGGUUCAAAUAGAUAUGGCAGUAGAAAGAUUUCCCCCCAUCCCUGGAUGCUCCAAGAAUACAAUUUCAUGCUCAAUGAAACUCUGCAAAUUGUGCAGAGUACAGUCGCCAAGCAAGCAACUGUCAAUUGAUGAAAGGACUGUGGCUCCCCAUACCGGUAUUCAUCGAUUGGGCGCUGACUCCCUUGAUACGGUAUAUCUUCCCAAUUUAUAUCCCAGAUCUCUUUUUCGUUUCUGGCUUAUAAUAAAAUCAAAUCAGGAUGAAAUUAUGAUGGCAUUAGAAGAGAAGUUAGGACUUUCAAUUGGAGAAGGUGGUGCUGAGAAUAUAGCAAAAGUUCAAGAUGCUGCUGAUCUGAUUGAAAGAGAGAGUGAAGGCUGCUUCUGCUUAAUUUAA
Rhododendron vialii is the source of this 420-nucleotide messenger RNA. RefSeq lists its product as uncharacterized. The transcript is spliced from 5 exons. Gene Ontology annotation, biological process: fatty acid biosynthetic process. Bases 1 to 420 code for a protein of 139 amino acids. Gene Ontology annotation, molecular function: acyl carrier activity. The record is from RefSeq and is a predicted model, not a curated record. NCBI's taxonomy places the organism in Eukaryota, Viridiplantae, Streptophyta, Magnoliopsida, Ericales, Ericaceae.